AUGUCGCGGAUGUCGGGCAACGAUGCUGUCCAUGCUGACGAGAUGCCGGAAGCACCGCAGACCUCCUUGCCAGCGCAUCCCGGGCACUUGUGGGCUGAGACUUCCAAGGCUUCAGAGCAGAUCACGCAGCAGCUAGCGGAGAUCCAAGAGAAGUUGGACGCGAGAUUCGAGGAGAUCCUAAAUCGCCUGGACUCGCAAGCUGAGUUUCUGAGAGAGACUUGGCGGAUCCGGCCCCGCCCGGUUCGGAAGUCGACGAACCUCUCGAACCUGCUGAUCACCUAUGAGACGCCCAAUGCAGAGGAGCUUUGGCCUCCUUUAUGGUUUCAGCAUGGUGGAUUUAACGAGUGA
Molecule: messenger RNA, 348 nt
Organism: Cladocopium goreaui
Lineage: Eukaryota; Dinophyceae; Suessiales; Symbiodiniaceae
Source: the annotation of a GenBank genome assembly